GUAGAUGCGUCCUACGAUGGUCAAUAUUUCUACCCGAAGCCUACCAGCAAUUUCGAGCUUGACAGCUACCUUGGCCGCUGGUAUCAGGUGGCUGGGACCCUAGCACCUACAGCUGGCUGCAGGUGUAUCUCCGCCGACUGUUCUCUGAACGACAACGGCACUGUCAAUGUGCGAAAUGGUUGCGAGAUCGAAGGCAAAAAGAUCACCAUUCAAGGCACGGCGACCCCUGUGAGCCCUUCUGCUGGGUACGGACACGUCGGAGUUCUGAGAGUCCAGUUCCCCGGUCAGUCUGCGCCGCAUUAUUGUCCUGGACCGAACUGUAUCGUCCAAGAUAUCGGUGCCGAGUCCAGCGGAAGUGGCUGUGAUGUGGACGCUGAGAAUGAUGACGAUGCCUUUGCUAUUGUACAGACCUCCAAUUUCACGACCUUGUUCAUUCUGAGCUGA
Molecule: messenger RNA, 444 nt
Organism: Pseudocercospora fijiensis CIRAD86
Lineage: Eukaryota; Fungi; Ascomycota; Dothideomycetes; Mycosphaerellales; Mycosphaerellaceae
Exons: 1
Source: RefSeq, a predicted model, not a curated record